AUGAGAGAGACAAGGAAGAACCUAAGUAGGGAUGAUCGGAGCGACGUGGUACUCACGAUGGUCUACUCCAGCGAAUCAAUCGACGUGGUCCACAGUCGUCUUCUACCCUUCUUUGAUCGAUGUGGAAAAGUACCUGACCACAGUUACUGUUCAUGGAUUAUUUUAACGCUACCAUGGUCACCGCUUCCAGGCGGCAUCUCAGAAAUAUCUUCCGUCCUUCCAGAACUCUCUCUAUUCCUCGGACAGAAACCCACCGCCUCAUACCCCCUCCUUUCUACGGUAUUGUCUACGCUCAAGAAAUAUUGGGCGUUUCCUGCCCUCCACCUACUCCAGCCUCUCUUCUUCUCCUCAGAAUCGUCGACCUCCACCAGCUCCUACCGUAGAAAAUGCGUACUGGAUUCCCAACUUCGACGACAGAUGGUUUGCCACCGUAUCGAUGUCGGCUUCGAGACACCGGGCUCACCUUUUCUGUUUCCGGCUCCAUCACCACCAUUAGCCGCCUCAUCUGGACCUGCUUCCCAACGAACUGUGACUGUAGAUGUGCCUCCUACUAAAACAGAGGUUCCACCUGCAGCCACAAACUCCAUAAAUGACUUUGAAGCACCAAAGGAGCCAAAGAAAUCUGCUUUUGUUGGUGUGUCGCCUGAGGAAACAUUGAAUAUGAACCCGUUUGAAAACUUCAAAGAAUCUAAAGAGACUGAAUCCCCGAAAGAUUCUCAGUUUUUGAACCAAGGUUCCUAA
Molecule: messenger RNA, 741 nt
Organism: Lactuca virosa
Lineage: Eukaryota; Viridiplantae; Streptophyta; Magnoliopsida; Asterales; Asteraceae
Source: the annotation of a GenBank genome assembly